Esox lucius (northern pike) is the source of this 3466-nucleotide messenger RNA. It is a transcript of the gene c2cd4a, whose product is annotated as C2 calcium dependent domain containing 4A. Lineage: Eukaryota; Metazoa; Chordata; Actinopteri; Esociformes; Esocidae. The record is from RefSeq and is a predicted model, not a curated record.
CAGUUGAGCCUGAGCCUGCUACUGGUGAAGGGUCUUAGACAUCGCGUUGAGGACAUUUAUGACUACCAUGGUUAUUUCCCAAGUCCAUCGGUAAGGCAAGUGUUGGAUUUACUCACAUCUCGUUCACCAAAGAUUUGUGCAAUCUAAUGUUUUCAAGCCCUGUCGGGAUCAUGUGGGUGGUGAACAUCAGUCUGUCUGUGGAGAGAAUCAAUUAUAGCUUCUGGAUCGAAGACAUGUUUAGAGAGAAAACUGGAAAACAUCAGAGACUUUCCCUAUGUCCUAACAUUAUAACCCCAGACAUUAUCCCAGAGUUUUCUGUCCCACCUAAGAUCACAUCUUUCCGGGAGGUGAAGGGUACAGCGUCGAGUUGCAAGGCCCCCAUCAUCAAAGUAUCCCUGUGUGAGCAAAAGAGGGGGAGCCCCAAAAGUGAAGCCUCAGCAGAAGAGUUCACUAUUAGCCCACACAUCAUCCAGGUGGAGACUGUUCACGUGGGCCAUAACUGUAGUGAUGAGACUACCAAUGCAGACCCUAACAGUCAGGCAGCACUCUCCCUGCACCACAUUGCCAAAGCCCAUACCUGCUAUGGCUUCUGUACCCUGCUGGAGAGUCCACAUACCAGGAGGAAAGAGUCUCUGUUCCACACUGAUCCAGGCUCCUGUGGUAUACCACUUCUGCUUCCCAGGAGCAGGUCCUACACUUGCUCCAGGGUCUCCCCGUUUACCUUCCCAUCUUCCUCCCCUUGCUCAUUUAGUCUCCACACCCUCAGCCCCAGAGGUUAUAUCCUUCACAGAAAGAGCAACCUAGACAGUGACACCAAAUCAACUGAGUUCUCCCCGUUCACUUCCCCAUGCCUGAGGAGGUCCCCACCUGAGUCUGCCCUGUUGAAAACAUUCAAUUAUAAAAGGCUUCUCCCCAGAAACAUACGGAAGACUGCGGUGUCCAGAAACAACUCGCUGUUGACCGACGGCAUACAUGAUCACAGCCGGAAUGUCAUUGGGUGGACAUCAGGGGGCUUUUCACCAAGCUUCUGUCUGGUUUCUGCCUCAAUAUUCCCUAUAGACUUGGUUCUCCACAGGGAAAGGGUGAUGGCGGAGAGCGUGGUCCCUAUUGGGAAGGACGGCACCCUGCGACUCGCCACAGAAUACAGUCCUGAAAAUCGGAGACUGCGGGUGCGACUCAUCAAUGUUGAGGGCCUUUACACCUGGACGGUGGACCCUAAAAGGAUCAACUGCAGUGUCAGCCUUUCCCUGGUGCCUGGAAAGUCCCAGAAGCAGCGCAGCACAGUCAUCAGGGAGAGGCAUAACCCUGUCUUUAAUGAGGACUUCUUCUUUGAUGCCAUCUUUGAGAAGGACCUAUGUCAACGGUCCCUGAGAUUUAAAGUUGUCAACAGCAUUUCUACUUUGAAAAUAAUCUGUAUUCUUGGGGAUGCUGAGCUUCCGCUUACAAGCAUUUUUAAUUCAUAAGUUAGUCAUUCACCUGUACACUGUAAGCACUGGUUAUAUACGGAAUCUAUUAAAUCACUUGGAGUGUUUGUCUUUAUUAAUAGGGAAAGAUGUAAACAUGUCAUGUGCCAAUUUGAAAACUCACUGCCUCUUAUUUCCUCUAGCCCUGUAGUUUUGAUUAUCAGGAAUAAACAGAAAACCUACUGGACAAUGCAAUAAAUUGCCUAAUUUAACAGUACUAAUAGGUAGUCUGUAAAAGCAUUUUCACAUGCAAUUUUUCAGAAAGAUAUGAAUUAAUUCUAAAAUGAACAGAAAGUACCACCCAUCUUUGAAUUGAGCUGGGCCCUGUUUAUGCACUAUUUCUUCUGAAAAACUUGAAAAGCUUUAAGAGGUUUAAUUGGUCAGGGCACCAACACAUUGAUCCAAAAUCGAACUAGAAAUAAGUUAUAGUCAAGUCACUAAAUCUCGAGUCCUAGGUCCUCGAUGCUCUAAUCAAGUUUGAGACCCCGUUUGUCAGCAAAGUUUUAAAUAUAACAAUGGAUCUGCAGCAAAUAGUUAAUGACUCUCUUCAAUCAGGCAUUUUCCCAAUGUCACUAAAAACAGCUGCCAUUAAGCCUUGAUUAAAAAAGAAAACACUGGAUGCAUCUAUAUUGAACAAAUAUAGACCUGUUUCAAAUAACCCUUUUAUAGCCAAGAUCAUUGAAAGGUUGUCUUUAAUCAACUCAGCAAUGUUGAGAACUCAAGCGGUCUUUUAAAGAACUAGAUGACUCGGUCAGUGCAUCGCCCAAACUGCAGCCCUUGUGGGGUGUUCAUCAAAAGUGGUCCAAGGAAGGAAAAGCGGUGAAACGGCAACAGGGACAUGCAGAGCACACCCCUACCGGUAUAUCGCUACACUCCUAAUUCCCCUUUGCAAAGCGCACAUCUAACCACCGCACUAUGAAGUCCUGUAGGCUACUGUGGAAAAUACAUCUUUACUAACAUUAAACAUGUGAUAUUUAUUCCUGACCAGUAGGUGGCGCCACUGUAUAUUGAGUUCAAAAGCCUCGAGACAAUGAACCGUUUUUCAGCCCAUUUGGACAAAAGCCUUGAAUGCUUCAGAAAGCCUUGAUUUUUCCAUCACUACUAAAAACAAAAGUGCACCACCAACCGAGAACCGCAAUGUCACACAGCACACACAAACAAUGAUCCACAUAAAGUGGACAGAAACCUAAACUUAAAAAGAAUGUAGUGAUGAGACCAGGGUGAACCUUUCAAAAUGGGAAGGCAAACGUUUUGAGAUACUACAGAGGAUUCAAAGCAUACCACCUCAACAAGCAACCGCUCAAAAUGGCUACAGUAAAGGCUUGGCAAAGCAUCUCAAAGGAUAAUACAAACACUUUAGUGUUGCAUGCAAGGGAUAUGAAAUGAAUACAAGCUUUUAUGUUCCUUAUAUUUGUUUUAAUUUGAAUUGUCCCAAUACUUAUGCUCGUAUGAAAUGGGAGGGUUGAACUCAGAAUAUGCUGCUAUUCUUGGUUGGUAAAAUAUACCUAGUUGAAACAUCCAGAAAUAAAGGGUGACAGUCUGUACUUUUGCCUCAUAUUUGUUCUUUAAAUCAUGUUUGUAUGCUUUGUUGUUUACAGACUUUACUCUCCCAGUUCUUAUGUUGGGCACUGCCUAUCAACAAAGUCAUUACAAGUCUGUAAUCAUUUAAUGAACAUAUCACUGGUCUCAAUAAGGGUACAUUUAAAAUAUUUAUAGUAAAUCAUGCAUUCAAGUCUUGCUAUGCAAUGGUAUUUAGGUAUGUGGCUCGUGUCAAAUUGCGAACCCUCCCCACCUUUACUUCUGAAAGAUUCAUUCUCUAUGGAAUUCUCUUUUUAUACCCAAUCAUGUUACUGACCUGUUGCCAAUUGACCUAAUUAGUUGUGAGAUUAUUUUGCUGUAUUACACAAGUCUUUCAUUGCCCCUGUUGCUCCUUUUGAAACGUGUUGGCUGCAAAUUCAAAGUGGCCAUACUAUUUCAAAGAACAAUAAAACAUUUCAGUUUCA